AUGGGCUACAACAGCAGAAGGCCACAUCAGGUGCCACUCCUGUCAGCCAGGAACAGUCCAUCUCUGCCUGUUACAGUGAGCAUCACUACACCAUUUGGAUAUGAUGAUGAAAGUCCAGCUCUGCCUGUUACAGUGAGCAACACGACACCAUUUGCAUCUGAUACUGAAAGUCCAUCUCUGCCUGUUACAGUGAGCAUCACUACACCAUUUGGAUAUGAUGAUGAAAGUCCAUCUCUGCCUGUUACAGUGAGCAUCACUACACCAUUUGGAUAUGAUACUGAAAGUCCAUUUAUACCAGUUACAGAGAGCGACACAACACCAUUUGCAUCUGAUCCCGAAAGCAGUCCAUCUAUACCUGGUACUGAGAGCAACACGACUCCAUCUGGAUCUUAUACUGUAAGCUUUUACUUGUUGGCUGUGACCUCGCAGACUGUAGGGGGCACCACUGAGACCCUGUGUAUCACAAUCAACCCCUCUGAACCUGUUUCACUGGAAGUGAACCUGGAGUAUAACCAAAAGAGCAUCACUCUUCUGACGGAAAUGUCUAUAAAACAAGAAUACUUCCGUUGCGUCCCAUUCCAGGUUCCUGUUGUAACUGUGGAAUUGGUGGCAUCUAUUAAGAUUCGGAUUAAAGGGCCAAGAACAAUCCAGAACAAGGCAACAAAGAUCCUUAUCAUACCUCCAACACGCCUGACCUUCAUUGAGACAGAUAAACCAAUCUACAAACCAGGACAAACGGUGAAGUUCCGCAUCGUUUCUCUGGACACCAAUUUCCUCACCUACGAUCAGACGUUUCCAACAAUAGAAGUGCAGGACCCGAACUCAAACCGCAUUGGUCAGUGGCUGAGCGUCUCCACACGCAGUGGUCUUGUGGAUCUGUCAUAUCCCAUAAACUCUGAGGCCAUAAAAGGAGUUUAUGUCAUCACAGUCUGGGAUAAGAAAAACAAAAAGCUCUCACAAACCUUCCAAGUCAAGGACUACGUUCUGCCCACAUUUGAAGUUACAGUACUACUUCCUCCAAUCAUAACCAUCCUGGACACAAACACCACGCUUAAAGUGUGUGCAAAAUAUACAUAUGGGAAGCCGGUGAUUGGGACGGUGAAGGCCAAGGUCUGUCAAAACAGUUACAAAAACGGGCGUCCCCUGCACGGGGUCACAACACCACCAGACAUCUGCAAGAAUUAUAGAAUGAGGACUGACAAGACGGGCUGUGGACUACAAAACAUAAAUCUGAGAGAAUAUGCAUUAACUGAUCCACGUUACGAAGCGUCACUCAUAGUUCAGAGUGAAGUGGAAGAAGACGGCACUGGUGUGAUUCUGACUGGUUCAGCCAGUUCCACUAUAACAACUAAUAUGGUCACAAUUUCAUUUGAGGAUUCACCAACAGUGUUUAAGCCCGGAAUUACAUAUGAAGGAAAGAUUAAAGUGACUGGCCCAAAAUCCAAUCCUAUGAGAAGAAAAGUAGUCUAUCUGACUAUAACUAAAACUAAUAAUUUGCAGUCAGUCAGGAAGCUGCUUACAAAUAACAAAGGCAUCGCAAAAUUUUCCCUCAGCACUGAACCCUUGGGCCUAGUUUCUCUUAAGGCCGAGUAUGAAAUGACUAACAGACCAGUUGUUAGCAGAAAUAAUCAGCGCACACCAUACUACCCCACAGCCUACCUCAGUCUUCAGCCUUUCUACUCCAAGAGCCGGAGUUUUAUUAAAUUGAGGAGCUGCUUGAUGCCUUUCAGCUGCAAGAAAAAUGCCGUCAUCAGGGCUCAGUACAUGAUACACCGGAGCGCAAUCAGACCACGCAAAAACACCUUAACCUUCUACUACAUGGUGAUGAAUCGAGGGCGUUUGGUUUACCAAGGACGUAUCAUAGAAGCCAUCCGACCUGGAACAGCCGUGCACAAGGGGAAACUGGUGGUGACUCUUCAGAACUUGAUAAAAUUGUCCCCGGUUGCUCAGGUGGUCUUGUACACAAUCCUUUUCAGUGGUGAGGUCGUGGCAGACAGCAUGAACUACCCUGUUCAUCUGUGUUUGGCUAACAAGGUGUUUCUACAUUUUUCACAUCCUACGGAGCUUCCUGGUGAUCAGGCGUCACUGAAGCUGAGAGCCGCUCCAGGUUCGCUGUGUUCAGUGAAGGCAAUAGAUCAGAGUCUUCUGCUGCUGCAACCAGAGAAGGAGCUCAACAUCCAAUCGGUGUUCAACAUGCUGCCUGUACAGACGUUAGCAGGAUAUCCAUACAAUGUCAAUGAAGAGGAUUCGAACACGUGCAGUCAGAUCCUACCCAUCAAGAAUACCAAAUUUGGAGCGUCAAAAUUGAUUGCUCCUUUUCCAGACUUUGGAAAGGUGGAUGUGUACAACACCUUUAAAGGUAUUGGAAUUAAAGUCCUCACCAAUGCAAUCAUAAAGAAACCUUCAGAUUGUAUUAACAUUUUGCGGCCUGAUGGAGCACCUGGAGCCAAGAAUGUACAGGCGAAAGAAUCCGCUUCAGUUGUCUUGAGUUCAAACCCUCCAGUCAUUACAAUCCGCAAAUAUUUCCCAGAGACAUGGAUUUGGGAUCUCUUUUCAGUCAGUCAGUCUGGAGCGAUACACAUUAAUAGAACGGUUCCGGACUCCAUCACUACAUGGCAGGCUGGCGCAUUUUGUACAUCACCUGUUGGGUUCGGAAUCGCUCAGAAAACCCAGCUCACUGCCUUCCAGCCUUUCUUUGUGAGCCUCACUCUGCCGAGCUCCGUCAUCCGAGGAGAAGUGUUCACGCUCAAAGCCACUGUCUUCAACUACCUUCAAAGCUGUAUAGUGGUGAAGGUGACUCUGGCCAGCUCAAAACAGUUCUCUGUGAAAAAGUGUAACGGCUGCCUCUACACAAAAUGUCUGUGCGCUGAUGAUAGCUGGACCUUCUCUUGGACCAUCACACCACUGGUUCUGGGGGAGGUGAGCAUCAAGGUGACAGCGGAAGCGGUGCCAUCAUCGAUGUGUGGGAAGAGAAGAGUUAUUGUACCGCAGAAAGGACGCAUCGAUUCCAUCAUUAAAAAACUGCCCGUGCUGGCUGAAGGAACCAAACAGUUUAAAAGCUACAAUGAGCUUCUCUGCCCAUCAGAUGUGGUUGAGAAGAGGGUCUCACUAACCCUGCCUAAGAAAGUCGUGGAUGGUUCGGCCAAGGGCUCAGUCUCUGUGCUGGGAGAUCUGAUGGGCAGAGCUCUACAGAACCUGGCGAGUCUCCUGGAGAUGCCGUACGGCUGUGGAGAGCAGAACAUGCUGCGCUUCGCCCCUAACAUCUUCAUCCUGCAGUACCUGGAGAGCACCAAGCAGCUCACGCCCCAAAUCAGGAGCACAGCCCUGACCUACCUCGUGAGCGGAUAUCAGAGAGAACUGAACUACAAACACAAUGAUGGAUCUUACAGUGCUUUUGGGAUGAGCGAUCCAUCAGGCAACACAUGGCUGACGGCGUUCGUGAUGAAGUCUUUCGGAAAUGCGAAACGAUACAUCUUCAUAGAUCAGGCGUUUGUGGACCAGGCGAAGACCUGGCUCGGUAAACGGCAGCAGCGUAACGGAUGCUUUGCCUCAGUGGGACAACUCAUCCACACUGACAUGAAGGGAGGAGUGACUGAUGAGGUGACCCUCUCUGCGUACAUCACAGCUGCAAUGCUGGAACUCAAAUAUACUGUUAAAGAUCCUGUGGUGAAAAACAGUCUUAUUUGCCUGAGGAAUUCACACACUAAGGACAUCUCAACCUACGCCAAGGCUCUCCUCUUCUACACCUUCACUCUAGCUGGGGAUCAGGGGAUGAGGAACAAACUCAUCUCAAAGCUGAAUGCAAAGGCCAUAGUCUCAGGGGGCAAGAGGCACUGGAGCAGAGUGAAUGAUGGGUCUGUGACGGACUCUUUGGAAGUGGAGAUGACAUCGUAUGUGCUUCUGGCUCUGAUGUCUGGACCACAACUGUCCGGGUUCGGUCUGGGUUACAGCAGCAGCAUUGUCCUAUGGCUUUCGCAGCAGCAGAAUGCCUUCGGGGGCUUCGCUUCUACACAGGACACUGUCGUGGCUCUCCAGGCUCUGGCGAAAUACAGUAUCAUCACCUACCGUCCAGCAGGAACUGUUACUGUUACUAUAACAUCACCAUCAGGGGUGAUUAACAAGUUUACCAUCAAUCAGAGUAACAGGCUGCUGUAUCAGGAGAGUCAGCUGCAGCGGGUUCCUGGAGAUUACAAAAUCAAAGCAAAAGGGAAAGGUUGUGUGUAUGUGCAGUUCAAUUUGCACUACAACAUCCCUCCUCCUCCUGACCGCUCUUCAUUCAUCAUCUCGGCCUCAGCGUCUGGAAACUGCAGGGUCCCAAAACCAAUUCUGAAAGUGACCAUUACUGUCAAGUAUAACGGUCGACGCUUGAGGACCAACAUGGUGGUCAUCGAAGUCAAGCCUCUUUCUGGAUUCAGUGUGGACGAGACGUCUGUGCAGCUUGUGAACACUGUGAGACGUGUGGAUAAAAUUCAGGGCAAAGCAAUCAUCUACCUGCAAGGACUGAAGCAUGGAAAGGAAAAGGUGUACACCCUGAAGAUCGUGCAAGACCUUUCAGUGCUGAACCUGAAGCCAGCUGUUGUGAAGGUUUACGACUACUACAAGAUCGGUGAGAGAGCGGCAACCGUGUACACCUCUCCAUGUCCAUUUCAGUGAGAGUUUGUACAUGAUCCCAGCAAGAGCAUUUUUUUUCCUCAUUUUAUUUUUAUGGGAAUUCUCUGGGUAGCUUAGUUCACAACAUACCAAAACCUUUCCAUUUCACAAAUGUUCAAUAGCUAAUUAAUAGUGUGUUUGAUUUAUUCCCCUUUCUUCUUGUCAUUAUGCGUAACUU
Molecule: messenger RNA, 4828 nt
Organism: Ictalurus punctatus (channel catfish)
Lineage: Eukaryota; Metazoa; Chordata; Actinopteri; Siluriformes; Ictaluridae
Product: alpha-2-macroglobulin-like protein 1
Exons: 41
Coding region: 1-4653 (1550 amino acids)
Cellular component (GO): extracellular region
Molecular function (GO): endopeptidase inhibitor activity
Source: RefSeq, a predicted model, not a curated record